CAGUUCACAAGUGUUGAAUGAAUGUGGAUUUUACAAAAUCGUUUCUUAUAAGUAAUAUUAUUUGUUUUAAAUAAUUAUUUUUUACGGUAUUUCGCGUAUUUAAACGAUUUCACUGAAGUGGCGGACGAUUUUCCAUCUUUAUUAUAAAUCCACGAUGGCGCCUAGCGUAGCUGGUUACUACGCCAAAAAGAGCAUCUUCAUCACGGGAGCUACCGGCUUCCUCGGCAAGGUUUUAGUCGAGAAACUUCUAAGAUGCUGUCCCGAGUUGGAGGCGAUAUACUUGCUGAUGAGGGAUAAGAAGGGGCAGAGCAGUGACCAGAGGCUUAAAGGGUUUCUCAAGUGUUCAGUAUUCAACCGUCUUCAAGAAGAGAAUCCACAGUGCUUCAGAAAACUACGUCUGGUCCCUGGAGACAUAUUAGCAGACGGUUUGGGAAUAUCAGACGAUCUCCGCGAGAAACUGAGGAACGAGUGCCAGAUCAUCUUCCACUGUGCGGCUUGCGUGAGGUUCGAUAUGCCGAUCAAGGAUGCUACUGCCCUCAACGUACGUGGGACCCAGCGUGUCUUAGACCUGACAGAGAGCAUGACUCAGCUUGAGGUAUUCGUGCAUGUCUCUACAGCGUACUGCCACUGCGAGCUACCAGAACUUGAGGAGAGGGUGUACGCGACCACUAAUAAUCCACACGACGUCAUGAGAUGGAUUGAGUGGAUGGACGACGAGUCGCUCGCUCAUUUGCAACCAAAACUGAUACACCCUCAACCGAAUACCUAUGCAUACACUAAGUCGCUGGCAGAGUCAUUGGUUGCGCAGUACGAAGGAAAGUUUCCCAUCGUCAUAGCGAGGCCCUCUAUUGUGGCAGCAGCUCUAAAAGAGCCCGUCCCAGGCUGGGUGGACAGCCUGAACGGCCCCACCGGCCUCCUCGUGGGCGCCGGUAAGGGCGCCAUCCGGACCAUAUUCACGAAAGAGGCGCUCACGUGCGACAUCAUUCCGGUGGACUUUGUGGUGAACGGGUGUAUACUGGCCGCGUUUAACACGGGGACCAAUAAAUGGUGCAUAAGGCAGAUGAGCGAAGCAGAUUAUCAAGACUACAACUGGACUGUGAGGCCAAAAGAAAUUCAGGUGGUGAAUUUGACGGUAUCGAGAAGAAACCCAGUGACCGUGGGAGAAUUGAUCGAUAUGGGCCGCGUCCACGUGCAAGAGUUUCCCUUCUCCCGAUGCCUGUGGUACCCCGGCGGCUCGCAGAAGACCUCACGUCUCCAUCAUCAGAUCGCGCUGCUGUCCACACACCUGCUACCAGCUUACUUGCUGGAUCUGAUGCUGUUGCUGCUGGGACAGAAGACUUUUAUGGUGAAGAUGCAGCAGCGCAUCAGCGCCGGACUGCAAACAUUUCAAUACUACUGGCUGAAUGAGUGGCACUUCCAUAAUGAGAACUUCCUCGCGCUGCGGAAACACAUCUCCAAAGAGGACGACGGCACUUUCUACACCGAUAUCAAGAUGGUUAACUGGAACUCUUAUAUCCGUGACUACAUUUUCGGCGCCCGCACGUACUGCUGCAAGGAGCACCCUGCCACUCUACCACAAGCCAGGAUACUGCAAAAAAGAUUGUACUACCUGGACUGGGCCGCCAAGAUCAUCAUCUACUCGCUGUGCGCAUAUUUCUUAUUCUACUUUAUCAGAAUAUUUUUAUCUGUCAUGUGAAGAUUGUUAUUCUAUCAGUCUGUAAGUGGUGUCAUUAUACAUAACAUUAUAAUGCCGACUGUACACUCUUGGCCGAGACCUGUUGCCGAGUCUCGGCACCGCUCCGAUCCAAUCGGAGAAGCUUGAGACGAGACGAGAAGAGAGCAUCAUGUACACUCUCGUUCUCGGUCUGUCUCGUCGAGUGUACAGCCGGCAUAAUAUAUUCGCCGGCAAUUCGCGACGACGUGAUGCGUCUUCGCAUGUUAUAUCUAUCUUCAAAUACCCCGGCCACACACUCGACGAGUGGUAUUUAAAGUAUGCAGGGCCACACUACGUCUCUGCCUACUUCCCAUGCCACUCGUCGAGUAUGUGGCCAGGAUAAAAGGGUUUUUAGUGAAUAUUUAUAAUUAUUUAAUUUAUUUAUUUGAUGUUAUUAAUAUCAUAAUAAACACUCAU
Molecule: messenger RNA, 2131 nt
Organism: Cydia strobilella
Lineage: Eukaryota; Metazoa; Arthropoda; Insecta; Lepidoptera; Tortricidae
Product: putative fatty acyl-CoA reductase CG5065
Exons: 13
Coding region: 155-1696 (513 amino acids)
Biological process (GO): long-chain fatty-acyl-CoA metabolic process
Cellular component (GO): peroxisome
Molecular function (GO): alcohol-forming very long-chain fatty acyl-CoA reductase (NADP+) activity
Source: RefSeq, a predicted model, not a curated record